UUGUAGGAUGAGACAUCUGGACCUAUCCUGGCUGGGACUGGGGCCCAUGUCAGCCUCUCCAUGGCUGCUCCUUUCCUUGGUUGGUGUUUCCUGGUUCUUGACCCGCUGCCUCAUCCAGAUAUACACUUUGUAUGCAAAGUGUCAACGUCUCCGUGGUUUCCCUCAGCCACCCAAGAGGAGUUGGUUUUGGGGUCACCUAGGCAUGUCCCCUCCUACAGAAGAAGGCAUGAAGCAGAUGACUGAGCUGAUGGCCAUCUACCCCCAGGGCUUCAUGACCUGGUUAGGCCCUAUAGUUCCCCUCAUCACUUUGUGCCACCCUGACAUCAUCCGAUCUGUCCUCAGCGCCUCAGCUGCGGUUGCUCCAAAGGAUGGCAUCUUCUACAGCUUCCUGAAACCCUGGCUGGGGGAUGGGCUCUUGGUGAGUGCCGGUGACAAGUGGAGCCGCCACCGUAGCAUGCUGACACCUGCCUUCCACUUCAACAUCCUGAAACCCUAUGUGAAGAUUUUCAAUGACAGCACCAACAUCAUGCAUGCCAAGUGGCUGCGCCUGGCCUCAGGGGGUAGCGCCCGUCUGGACAUGUUUGAGAACAUCAGCCUCAUGACCUUGGAUACUUUGCAGAAAUGUGUCUUCAGCUUCAACAGCAACUGUCAGGAGAAGCCCAGUGAGUACAUUGCCGCCAUCUUAGAACUCAGUGCACUGAUCGUGAAAAGAAACGAACAGCUGCUUCUGCACAUGGACCUGCUCUACCGCCUCACACCUGAUGGAAGGCGCUUCUACAAGGCCUGCCGCCUGGUGCAUGACUUCACCUAUGCCGUCAUCCAGGAGCGACGUCGCACUCUGCCCAAGCAUGGUGGUGAUGAUGUCAUCAAGGCCAAAGCCAAGUCCAAGACUCUGGACUUCAUUGAUAUACUGCUACUGAGCAAGGAUGAAGAUGGAAAGGAGCUGUCAGAUGAGGACAUCCGAGCGGAGGCUGACACCUUCAUGUUUGAGGGCCACGACACCACAGCCAGUGGGCUCUCCUGGAUCCUGUACAACCUGGCAAAGCACCCAGAAUACCAGGAGCGCUGCCGGCAGGAGGUGCAGGAGCUCCUGAGGGAUCGUGAUUCUGAAGAGAUUGAAUGGGACGACCUGGCCCAGCUGCCCUUCCUGACCAUGUGCAUCAAGGAGAGUCUGCGGCUGCACCCCCCAGUCACAAUGGUCUCCCGAUGCUGCACACAGGACAUUUCUCUGCCAGACGGCCGCGUCAUUCCUAAAGGUAUCAUCUGCAUCAUCAAUAUUUUUGCAACCCAUCACAACCCAACUGUGUGGCGGGACCCUGAGAUCUAUGACCCCUUCCGUUUUGAUCCAGAGAACAUCCAGGCUAGAUCGCCUCUGGCAUUUAUUCCCUUCUCGGCGGGACCCAGGAACUGCAUAGGACAGACUUUCGCCAUGAACGAGAUGAAGGUGGCACUGGCGCUGACGCUGCUGCGCUUCCGUGUCCUGCCGGAUGACAAGGAGCCACGCCGGAAGCCAGAGCUGAUUCUGCGUGCGGAGGGCGGGCUGUGGCUGCGGGUGGAGCCUCUGAGCGCCCAAGCAUAA
Rattus rattus (black rat) is the source of this 1579-nucleotide messenger RNA. RefSeq names its product cytochrome P450 4F4-like. Gene Ontology annotation, molecular function: iron ion binding; heme binding; monooxygenase activity. The coding region runs from base 8 to 1579 and encodes 523 amino acids. NCBI's taxonomy places the organism in Eukaryota, Metazoa, Chordata, Mammalia, Rodentia, Muridae. The record is from RefSeq and is a predicted model, not a curated record. The transcript is spliced from 12 exons.